AUGGCAACAAUCACUCUUCCUCCGCCAAACGCAAAAUACCAAUUCAGCGUCUUGCCAAAUAUUUUCAAGCAAGGUCUUCCCGAUACUGAUGCCGAUACUUUUGAAUAUGCAAAGGAGAACUUUGGACUCAUUCAACAAUCUUACCCUUCGGAUGAUACCCUUGAUAACGCUACCGAGAAGACACAAUGGCAGAGAUUCGAGCAUUACAUCAGCGAACUGAAUAAGAAUGCCGAACCAGGUGUCGAGUAUAAAGUCCUGUAUCUUGGUAGACAUGGACAAGGAUACCAUAACGUCGCCGAAUCGAGAUAUGGCACCAAACUCUGGGAUGACUACUGGGCCAAACAAGAAGGCGAUGAACACGCCAACUGGGCAGACGCACACUUGACUCCUAUCGGCGAGCAACAAGCCCGCGAUGUAAACACCUUCUGGAAGUCCGUUCUAACGCAAGCAAAAGUGCCUGCCCCAGAAGUCUACUACACAUCUCCCUUUUACCGCUGUCUCCAGACCUCCUGGAUCUCUUUCCACAACCUCGAUUUACCUACUGACAGACCGUUUGUUCCUAUUGUCAAGGAAUUGCUCAGAGAAACCAAUGGCGUGCAUACCUGUGAUCGUAGAGGUCCUUCUUCGACCAUCCGCGCCGACUUUCCAACUUACAUCCUGGAACCAGGUCUUCCAGAGACGGAUGUCUCAUGGACACCAGACCAUCGCGAGACCCCUGUUGAACACAUUCUCAGAGAACACAUUUGCCUAGAACAAAUUUUCGCAGAAGAUAACAGGGUGUGGUUGAGUCUGACGGCGCAUUCGGGAACGAUUGCUGCUAUUCUCGGAGCAGUGCAACAUAGACCUUUUGUUUUACCCACCGGAGGUUUGAUUCCUGUUGCUGUCAAGGCGGAGAAGUUGCUACGUUGA
Messenger RNA from Aureobasidium melanogenum CBS 110374, 909 nucleotides. RefSeq names its product phosphoglycerate mutase family protein. NCBI's taxonomy places the organism in Eukaryota, Fungi, Ascomycota, Dothideomycetes, Dothideales, Saccotheciaceae. Gene Ontology annotation, cellular component: cytoplasm. The record is from RefSeq and is a predicted model, not a curated record. Bases 1 to 909 code for a protein of 302 amino acids. Gene Ontology annotation, molecular function: phosphatase activity. The transcript has 3 exons.